Choloepus didactylus (southern two-toed sloth) is the source of this 2136-nucleotide messenger RNA. RefSeq names its product nascent polypeptide-associated complex subunit alpha, muscle-specific form-like. The transcript is spliced from 10 exons. The record is from RefSeq and is a predicted model, not a curated record. The coding region runs from base 1 to 2136 and encodes 711 amino acids. NCBI's taxonomy places the organism in Eukaryota, Metazoa, Chordata, Mammalia, Pilosa, Megalonychidae.
AUGCGGGGUGAGAAGACGCUGGGGGCCCUGCGCCAGAGGCUGCCACCGAGCAGCUCCGAGCUCUGGGAUCGGCUGUUCUCUGGAACGUUCUCCCUGCUGCCGUCGCUUCCUGGGGCUGCUGUGACAAAACGCCCCGCGCCGGAUGACUCUUGCACCUCUGGGGCUGGAAGUCAGCCCAGGUGGCGGCGGCCGCGCCCAUCCAGAGCCCCGGCCUCCUGGCUGGAGGCUGCUUCGCGCCAGCCUCUGCCCCGUCCUCACGUGGCUUCUCCCCCGCCCCCGGGUGUCCCUCAUGGGGACCCCACCACUGAUGUCCUGGGCCUGCACCCCAGACCCGAGAAAAACCAAGUCAGUCGCGGCUCUCGUGCCCCUCUGGGCUUCUCCUCCAAUGCAGAGUCAGAAGUGGAGCACUCGGGGAUCCAGGCCCGACCCCCGGCCGCCCCUCUGGGGGCUUUGUUCAGAAUCGUCUUCUCGGCGAGGCCCCCUGACCCUGGUUUCUACCUGCAGCCCCCACGCCUGCCCCGUCCCCUUCCUCCAGCGUCCCAUCCACAGGCAGGUGUUUCCUGCGUCGUCUGUGUCGUCAUCCCCCCCGCUGGCCUCUGGUCACUGCUCCCUGUCACGCCCUCGGCGUCCGGAGCAGCGCUGGCCCGGGGUGGACGCCCCCCGGCCCGGGACUGCGAGCGCUGCCCGCUGAGGCCGCGCAGGGAGGGACGUCUGAGCACAUCGCUAGACUCCAGGUCUGUCGUCAUAGCCGCCGUCAAAUGGGGAAGCCAAGGCCCAGGGGAGGGAGUGGCCUGCCCAGGCCACCAGAGCUGGACCCCGGGACAUGAGAUGGACCCACGGGUGGCCCUUGCUGAUGGGCCGGGGCUCCCGGCGUCCGAGCUCCCUGGGGACGGCAGGCCCUGGGCGCUGCAGGCCUUGCACCCCUGCCCCAGCUCCAGGCCGGUCUCUGGCACCCCUGCCCUUGGCCUGGCCUCCUGGGCAGAGCAGACAGGAGCCCCCACCACAGGGGCCCCCCGGCUGCUCAGGGCCCGGGGGACCCCAGGGGAGCAUCUGUGGAUGCAGAGCUGCCCGGCUCAGCCGAGUCCCCAGGGGCAGCCAGGGCCAGACCCGUGGUUAACCAAGAAGGACCCCAAAGGGAAGAGGGACCCCCAGAAGUCCUUCCCAGCAGCAACAAAGGGCUGGAGACUGGACCCCCCGCUGCGCUGCUGCUCCGCCAAACGCCCUCCCCAGAGUGGAACGAAGCUGCUGCCGUGCACCCCCCAGCUGUGGGCCCGAAUCUCUGGGCCGGCCCCGCCCGGCCCAGCUGCCCCAUCGCGGCUGGGAACUUCCUCAAAAACGGGUCCCCUUCGCCAGGCCGCCCACGGGGGUUUCCUCGCCAUCAGCUCCUGUCCUCCCCGCCCUGCCCACCGCCCCUCCGUGCUUCAGGACAGCCCCCCAGAGCCCCUGUCACACAGCCCCAGCCCUGGCCGCCUCCUGACCCCAUCGAGCCCCGCGGGGGGCUCCCCCACUCCAGCAGGGACCCGGGGCACACACCCCACUCCCGGAUCUCAGUGGCUUCGCCCCAGGGGUCCCCGGGUGGUUGCUGUCAUCUUGGCGUUUCUCCAGCCCCAGACGGACAGACAGACAGCUGCCCGAGGACACCAGUUGGCACGGGGCCAUGGGUCAGCCCCACUGUCUCCUGCCAGCAUCGGGGGCGCCGAGCACCCGGGGACACCCCGAUUCCCCCGGCCUGGCCCUCGGCCCGGGCUCCCAGCCAUGCGGAGUGGGACGUCCCCACCCCGUGCGGGGCAGGUGCAGGGUGGCCGCCGUUUCCUCUCAAAACCCGAAACUGGCAGGUGCUUCCCUGCCACCGCCCGGGAUGGGGCCCUGCAGCCUGCAGCCCCCCACUCCGCCCAGAGACCCCUCAGUGACACUCCCAGUGGGACCCAACUCAGUUUCCCUCCUGUGGACGGCAGCCGUGACCCUGCCCCGGGGCUGGGGGUGCAGGUGUCGCAGAGCUCAGACCCCCGACCCCACGCGCCGCACGUCCUGGGCUCUGGGCGUCGCCCCUGCUGGCCCCGUGGGAGCCCGAAAGGGAGACACGCCCGGGGCCCAGGGCCCGCCCAGGCAUGGCCAGAGAGCGUGAUGUGGUCCUAA